Psilocybe cubensis is the source of this 2223-nucleotide messenger RNA. RefSeq lists its product as uncharacterized. The record is from RefSeq and is a predicted model, not a curated record. Lineage: Eukaryota; Fungi; Basidiomycota; Agaricomycetes; Agaricales; Agrocybaceae. Bases 1 to 2223 code for a protein of 740 amino acids. Gene Ontology annotation, biological process: lipid metabolic process. The transcript has 10 exons.
AUGGCCAAGAACUGGGAUACUUAUAGCAGACAGGGCAUCGAUCUCGCUCAUUCUGCCUCUUCCUUUGGAUUUUCUGCUGCCAAGGCUGGAACUCGGUUAGGAUUUUCUAUAGCUCGAGGUCUUGCCGCAGCAACUGUCGGCCUGACCUCGACAGUUCUCGACAUAGCACUGUUUGGAGGAAGUACCGUAACUCGACCAGUAUUUGGAUACGCCGUUUCCACCGCUCUGACUAUCGCAGAGCAAAUUACCCUCGCACCCAUCCAUCUAAGCGAAUACAUCACAUCCACGUCUUUGUUGGCGGCACAUAGCUCCAUCAAUGUACUAGCCGUAAUUUUUCCAGGAAGUAGCGACGCAUCCUUUUCAUUGGCUUCUUUCAUCGACCUUGUACGUCGGGAGUGGACGGUGCAGAAUGCUGAUGGGACUGUGCCCGGAAACCAGUAUGGACUUACACAAGUUGCGCGGGCAAUCGUCGGCUGGGUCUCUCUCCAAGGUGUUACCCAAGAAUGGCAAGAGAAGCGCUGGUUUAAGUACUUGAGAGAAAUGGAUGUAAAGAUUGCCCCGAAAACACAUAGGACCCUGACACAUAGAUCAUCUCGUAUUCGAGUCACUUCCGAUGUUAUCUUCCCUGGCCAACAAGGCCCACAGAUCAUUGCGGCCGAUAUUGGGGAACCUGAGCCACGGUCGCGUGCGCAAUCUGCCUUUUUGUCGAGGACCAAGUCCAAUAUAUCUUUAAAUCGUCAUCGACCCUCGCGUGCGGGCAUGCCGGUCGACAUAUCGCCUUUGGCGCCGAGCAAUGAAGACCUCAAAGCCACAAUGAGGCGCCUUUCCAAGAUGGUUCUAGCUGGGUACGGUGGUGCUAGCUUACUGUUCUUUGGUGUUUCUACCAGUUAUUUCGGGGGUAGCAAUGAAACCAAACGUUCUACUUCGCCACCGUCAACAUCGUUAUCAGCUUCAAUGGCGCGAGAAAAGAAGCUGGAGGAAACGCAACUGGCAAACGCCGUGGAUGCAGCUGAGGCUGAAGCUGCGGGUGAUGGGGAUGUUCCCGAGGCGUUGGGGAGUGCGCAAAUCUUUUUGCAAUAUUCGUGGUGGGAUGUUUUGCUCGGCAAGCACGAUCAAGAAAUUUUUGAACAGUCAACGUCUCAUUCACAUACGGCCAAGGACAAGGAGGCUGCGCACAUGAGGUCGAAGAAGAACACAAUGAAGGCCACAGCAGUCUUCGGCAAAGAGCACUUAAUGCCUCGGUUUUGGGUUUUAACGGAUCAUGGCCGCGGACAAGUUGUUCUUGUCAUCAGAGGAACCAUGUCGCUAAACGAGAUUGCUGUUGAUCUGACUUGCGAACCCGAUGUUUUCCAGCCCGCGACUACGCCGUCGUCUUCGGACAUCGACGAAAAUCCCGUGCCUGGUCAAUUUGUGUUCCCAGAAAUCUCGGAGAAAGAGGAAAGCUCUUCCGACCACAAGUAUCAUGUUCAUGGCGGCAUGUUGAGGUUGGCUAAAGCCAUGGGCGACGUCGGCAAACCCGUCCAUCAAGCUGUGUUACAGGCUCUCUAUAACAACCCGGAAUAUGAUCUCGUGCUCUGUGGUCAUAGCUUAGGUGCAGGCGUUGCCGCUAUCUUAGGAAUGAUCUGGGCCGAUCCAAAGACCUGCUUGACUGUUCGAUCAAGUGGUCUUCCCAUUGGAAGACGGGUCUCCGUGUAUGCUUUCGCACCACCUGCACUAACGGAUGCCGCUCUUUCGCGAUUAUCCGACAAGCUUAUUGUAUCUCUUGUCUAUUCCCAUGAUAUCGUUUCGCGUCUUUCUUUGGGUUCCGUCCGGGACCUAAAAAAUGCGGCGAUGUGGUUAUGUGAAGCUGAGUCUGGAAACGCGGUCGAAGGGUGGUCUGCUGUCACCGCGCGCGCGAAGAAAAUAAAGAAUGGUGAAGGAUCGCAAGACGAUAUGGAUUGGCUUGUUUCAGUACGUAAAACUUUGGAAGCCAACAUGCAAAACGCGGAUAUGUAUCCUCCAGGACGUGUUUUAUGGGCUAUGCGGGAAGGGGAUCUUCACCCAUCGCACCAGUUACAACAAAUUUCAGAAGAUAAGGGCGCCGCCCGGACGGACAAAGGCAAACUCCGUCUCUUCGAAGUCCUUGAUGUAGAGAAAGUUUUCUCCCAGAUUGUUUUUGCGCGAGACAUGUUAACUGCUCACAUGCCUCACCAAUAUGAUCGCGUUCUCCACGAUUUGCUUUAA